AUGAGUGAAAGAGAACGGCUUCAUCAAAAUCCCAUCGACCAAACCUCGGGAAGUGUCCAGUCGGUAGAGCUCUCCCCUGAAGAAGUGAAGAAGCGUCGUCAACAAUUAUUCACUCGAAUUUUAUACAUUAUUCUGGGACUUAUGAUUACAGGAAUUAUCACUGUCGUGAUUGCUGUUUUAAUUCUCACCUAUGAAGAAAAAAUCAUCAAGAGAUCCAUCGUAUUCAAUGACGUGUUCAACGGAACCUUUGCAACAGAAUCACUAGAUGCUACUUGGUCCAAGAAUCCAAGCAAAGAAAAUUUCUAUUACUAUUGGAAAGUGAGAAAUAAUACUGCCACUUCGGAAACGAAUGGUAACACACGAGCAAAUGUUUUGACCCAUACUUUUGAGAAUAUGGCCACUGUCAGAUCCUUUAAAGCUGCAACGAAUGGAGUUGGUAUUACACCACAAUGUGAUAUCAUGAAAUUUGAUGCCAGCACAAAGACUGAAAGCGUUUUUCUCUCUUCGGAGACGCUCACUUCCAACAAAAUUUACUGUUUCACCUCGUUUUUGAUUCAAGCGGAAGAACGUUUUGUUUCUUUUGAAAUGGACGUGGAACAUGUUUGGCGUCACUCUAGUCUCAGUACAUUUAUUGUUUUGGAUACCAUUACAAAGAAGGUCACCAGUCUUUCGAAUCCACAAGCGCCAAAGCAAACCAUUAUGAAAUGGUGUAAUCCUUCGGAUGCAAGUGCAAGCUCAAAUCAAGUGGUUGCUGCUUUUGUACAAGAUAACAACAUCUUUAUUCACACAUUUGAUGCGAAUAGUGGUGAAACCAAGGUACUAAAACCAAUCACAACAGAUGGUUCUUUUGAAUUGAUUUUCAACGGUGUUGCUGAUUGGGUCUAUGAAGAGGAAGUUAUUGCAGGAGUGGAUACAUUCUUCUUCUCACCAGAUUGUUCAAAGAUUACCUAUCUAAAAUUGAACGAUACUCAAGUUCCAUUAAUUCAACUUCCUGAAUAUAUCAUUAGCAAUACCAAUGCUGAAUAUUUAGAAGUUAGAAUUCCAACACCAGGUGAUCACAAUCCAAUUCCAUCGGUUCAUGUUUAUGAUUUGAGUACUGAUACUACCUCUCAGGUGGAUAUUGGCCAAAUCCCUUAUCCUAUCAAUAUUGAAGAUGAAAAUUAUGUCUAUGACUUAAUGUGGGCGUCGAAUACUCAAGUAGCUGUUGUUCGUGUGAACAGACGUCAAAAUCAAAAAGAUAUUUUACUUGGUGAUGUGACACAAGUAUCUACACAAGGUAUUAUUCCCACUCGUAUUGUUCAUACUGUCAACACAGAUCGAUGGAUUCAAUAUGCUCAAGGUUCAACCUACUUUAUUCCUCAAACUACCUAUUUUGUUGACAUUGUUCCAAACCUUGAUCAUUAUCACCUUGCGCUUUAUGAUCAUUCCAAACCUACAAAUAACACUUUUGUGAGAUAUUUGACGAGUGGAGAUUUUGAUGUCACUCAAGUCUAUCGAACCUAUUCUCAAAAUGUUAACCAUGUCUAUUUCCAAACAACAGUUGAUUCAAACGGCAUUCAAAGACAAAUAUUUGGUACCACUCUCGAUGGAAAGAUUACAUUACUAAGCAAGAACAGUUCAACCGAUUCUGGUUCUUUCUUUGAUGCAUCAUUUAGUGUGAAUGGAAAUUAUGCAAUUUUGAAUUAUGGAGGCCCACAGUAUCCGUUUUCCACCUUGUACUCUGUUUCUUCACUCAUUGCAAGUACUGCGAAUUCUGGAUACAAUGUUAGCGAAAAUUCAGAUCUCAAACAAACAGUAGAAACUGAAUUGUUAAUGCCAAAAGUGAAGAUUACUCAAGUUCAAAAUGACAAUGGAGACAAAUUGAAUGUUCUCAUUAUUUAUCCACCUCAAUGGAAUGCAGAAAAUGACGUCAAAUAUCCUUCUGUUAUUUACAGUUACAAUGGUCCAGGUUCACAACUUGUCAAUUACAAUUGGAGAUCCAUGCACAAUUCAUUCUCCCUUUAUUUGGCUUCAAUUGGUUUUAUUGUAGUAACAGUGGAUGGUAGAGGCACAGGUUACCGAGGAGUUAAUUUCAUGACUCAAACCUAUUUAAAUUUGGGAUAUUAUGAAGUAGUGGACCAAAUUGCUGUUGCCAAAUAUCUCAGCAGCUUGUCCUAUGUCGAUAGUGCAAAGAUUGCAAUUUGGGGAUGGUCUUACGGAGGCUAUCUUUCAUCCAAGACUCUAACAUUCUCUGAGAAUAACACUAAUACUGAAACUCUUCCAUUUAAGGCAGCAUUGAGUGUUGCUCCUGUGACGGAUUGGAGAUACUAUGACACUGCCUACACUGAAAGAUACAUGUUGUGGCCAUCCGUUAAUCCAGCUGGAUACAAGAAAAGUAGCGUGUUGAAUCAAGUUCAAGAUCCAAAAUGUCCGCUAUUACCAACAAAACUUUCCAACGGAGACGUUGCACAAUCAUCAAAGAAAUUCUCCCUUGCUUUUGGCUCACGAGAUGACAACGUACAUCCGAUUAACAGUUUUAAUUUAAUGUCUCUCUUGCAAGACAAAUUGGUUCAAUUCGAUUUAAUGGUCUACACGAAUAAGGACCACUCGAUUGACAACAGACGUCAUAUUUACAGAUACCUUACUGAUCAUUUAGUUACGAAUAUCAAGUAA
Molecule: messenger RNA, 2652 nt
Organism: Naegleria lovaniensis
Lineage: Eukaryota; Heterolobosea; Eutetramitea; Acrasida; Naegleriidae
Exons: 1
Coding region: 1-2652 (883 amino acids)
Biological process (GO): proteolysis
Molecular function (GO): dipeptidyl-peptidase activity; serine-type peptidase activity
Source: RefSeq, a predicted model, not a curated record